AUGAUAACUUUGCCGGCAGGACGUGGCGAGGCAGGCGGCGCGAUGGCGUGCGCCGGCUGCGAGAAGCCGAUCCUGGACAAGUUCCUGCUGCACGUGUUGGAGCGCGCGUGGCACGCGGCGUGCGUUCGCUGUGCGGACUGCCGCGCGCCGCUCGCGGACAAGUGCUACUCCAGGGACAACAAGCUGUUCUGUAGGAACGAUUUCUUUAGGCGUUACGGAACGAAGUGCAGUGGCUGCGGGCACGGUAUAUCACCUUCUGACCUCGUGAGGAAAGCACGGGAGAAGGUGUUCCACCUCAACUGUUUCACAUGCCUCGUCUGCAGGAAGCAGCUGUCCACGGGCGAAGAGUUAUACGUCCUAGACGACAACAAGUUUAUAUGCAAAGAGGAUUACCUAGCCGGAAAGGCGCCAACGCAUUCAGAUUCUCUGCUCGGUUCCGGUUCAGACGAAGAAGAAGAUGAUGAAUCAAGGGCGGCAAAUAAUUCCAGUAGUCCAGCACAUGCGCCACAUCCAGCUCUACACUCCGACCUAUCACAUAACGGUGAUACGAAACCUCAUGAAGAUUCAGAGGAUCAGGGCUCAUUGGACGGAGACCCUGAAACUCGUGACUCGCAGGCGGAGAACAAAUCACCUGAUGACGGAAACGGUGGCUCGAAAAGAAGGGGACCGAGGACUACGAUCAAGGCGAAACAGUUGGAGAUAUUAAAGUCAGCGUUUUCACAGACGCCGAAACCGACCAGACAUAUACGGGAACAGUUGGCGAAGGAAACUGGAUUGCCCAUGAGGGUUAUACAAGUCUGGUUCCAGAACAAGCGCUCGAAGGAACGACGUCUGAAACAGCUCACGUCUAUGGGCAGGGGACCGUUCUUCGGCUCUUCCCGCAAGAUGCGUGGGUUCCCCAUGAACCUGUCACCCGGGGGCUUGGAGGAGGGGCCGCCGGGGUUCCCAUACUUCGCGACAGCCGAUGGCAAGUUCGAGUUUGGCUAUGGCCCGCCGUUUCACCAUGACGCGCCAUUCUUCCAUCCGCCGCCGGCGAUGCCGUUCAAUCAGCCAGGUCGUUUCGCAGGCGGUAUGGAGACGCUGCAGGGUGGUGAAUUUCCCGAGCAAUUCCCACCGCCCGACCAUCUCGUGCUCCCUCGCCCCUCCUCACCCGAGUUCACGUUCGGGGACGCUCCGCCCCCCCUCCACCCCGAGGGUCUGGUCUGGUAG
Molecule: messenger RNA, 1209 nt
Organism: Melitaea cinxia (Glanville fritillary)
Lineage: Eukaryota; Metazoa; Arthropoda; Insecta; Lepidoptera; Nymphalidae
Gene: Lim1
Product: LIM/homeobox protein Lhx1
Exons: 6
Coding region: 1-1209 (402 amino acids)
Biological process (GO): regulation of transcription by RNA polymerase II; neuron differentiation
Cellular component (GO): nucleus
Molecular function (GO): DNA-binding transcription factor activity, RNA polymerase II-specific; RNA polymerase II transcription regulatory region sequence-specific DNA binding
Source: RefSeq, a predicted model, not a curated record